CGGUUGCCGAGGCGGUUGCUGUGUCAGUCUUCCCUCACUCCGCGUUCGACUCACUGUUCGUGUCGGUUUCCAUCUCGCUCCCCGCUUCCGUCAGAGGUUCGCCGUCUCCAGCAUCCCGUCGCCCAGCCCUCGAGCCGUCGGGGGCCCUAACGGGUACUCGCUGCCACUGUCGUUGGGUCUUUUCGCCGUUGAGCGAUCUCGGCCCCCGUUUCCUCGCGGCGUCGGGGUCGGCGGCCAUGGCGAGCUUCGGGAACAGGUAUCGGCUGAGCUGCUCCCUCUCGGGCCACGACCUCGACGUCCGGGGCUUAGUGUGUGGCCUCUACCCCCCGGGGACCUUCGUGUCGGUGUCUCGGGAUCGCACCGCCCGUCUCUGGGCUCCGGACAGUCCUAACAGGGGAUUUACAGAGAUACACCUUAUGAGCGGCCACUCCAAUUUUGUAUCUUGCGUGUGCAUCAUACCUGCAAGUGACAUCUAUCCUCGUGGGCUUGUUGCCACCGGAGGAAAUGACCACAAUAUUUGUGUCUUCACACUGGACAGGUCCUCACCUCUUUAUGUACUGAAAGGUCACAAAAAUACUGUUUGCAGCCUUUCCUCUGGGAAAUUUGGAACAUUACUUAGUGGCUCUUGGGACACUACAGCCAAGGUCUGGUUGAACGACAAAUGCAUGAUGACCUUACAGGGUCACACGGCUGCGGUGUGGGCAGUGAAGAUAUUACCUGAACAAGGUUUGAUGUUGACUGGUUCAGCAGACAAGACCAUUAAACUUUGGAAGGCUGGAAGAUGUGAGAGGACAUUUUCUGGUCACGAAGAUUGUGUGAGAGGUUUAGCAAUUCUAAAUGAAACUGAAUUCCUUUCCUGUGCUAAUGAUGCCAGUAUCCGAAAGUGGCACAUCAAUGGCGAGUGCCUUGAAGUGUUCUAUGGGCAUACAAAUUAUAUUUACAGCAUAUCUGUCUUUCCAAAUUGUGAAGAUUUUGUGUCGACCGCAGAAGACAGGUCUUUGAGAAUCUGGAAACAGGGGGAAUGUGCCCAAACCAUCCGACUUCCAGCUCAGUCUAUUUGGUGCUGCUGUGUGCUAGAUAAUGGUGACAUCGUGGUUGGUGCAAGCGAUGGCAUCAUCAGAGUGUUUACAGCUUCCUUGGACCGAACAGCAAGUAUCGCGGAGCUCCAGGCUUUUGACAGUGAACUUUCUCAGGCAACCAUUGACCCGAAAACUGGUGAUUUAGGUGAUAUCGAUGCCGAGCAACUUCCCGGAAAAGAACAUUUGAGUGAGCCUGGUACUAGAGAGGGACAGACGCGCCUGAUCAAAGAAGGGGGUCAAAUUGAAGCCUAUCAGUGGAGUGUUGGUGAAGGACGAUGGCUGAAGAUUGGUGAUGUUGUUGGCUCAUCUGGAGGCAGCCAGCAACCAUCUGGAAAAGUUUUCUUUGAAGGCAAAGAAUUUGACUAUGUCUUCUCGAUUGAUGUUAAUGAAAGUGGACCUUCCUAUAAGCUGCCAUAUAAUGCCUGUGAUGACCCCUGGUUAACUGCGUACAACUUCUUACAGAAGAAUGAUCUGAAUCCCAUGUUUUUGGAUCAAGUGGCCAAAUUCAUUAUAGAUAAUACAAAAGGGCAAACUUUGGGACUUGCAAACAGUACGUUUUCCGAUCCAUUUACAGGUGCUGGUCGCUAUGUCCCUGAUUCAACAGCAGGGCUUGGAGCUCCUUCAGGGGGAGUUGAUCCGUUUACAGGAAAUGCUGCCUACAGAUCAGCUACAUUUAAGACUGUAAAUAUUUAUUUUCCUAAGAAGGAGGCUGUUACUUUUGACCACGCGAAUCCAGUCCAGAUAUUGGGUAAACUGAAGGAACUUAAUAUAACUGCAGCAGCAGAACACAGGUUGACAGAAAGUGACUUGAUAAUUCUUGAAAAGAUGCUGCUUCUUUCUUGUGCUAGCUCUGCAGAAAAACCCACACCUCAGCAGCUUCAAAUUUUGUGGAAGGCUAUUAACUGGCCAGAAGAUAUCGUAUUUCCAGCUCUGGACAUUCUUCGGUUGUCAAUCAAAAAUCCCAGUGUAAAUGAGAGUUUCUGCAGUGAAAAGGAAGGUGAACAAUUCAGCAUUCAUCUCCUCAAAUUUCUAAACCCUAAAGGAAAGCCUGCAAACCAGCUGCUUGCACUCCGGACUCUUUGCAAUUGUUUUAUCAACCAGGCAGGCCAGAGGCUCUUGAUGUCACAGAGGGAAUCAAUAGUAUCGCAAGCGAUAGAGUUAAAAUCAGGCAGUAGUAAGAACAUCCAUAUUGCCCUAGCAACGCUGACGCUUAACUACUCUGUCUUUUUAUAUAAAACCUAUAACAUUGAAGGUAAAGCUCAGUGUUUAUCAGGAAUCAGCACACUUAUGGAAGUUGUAAAUGACCUUGAAGCCACUUUUAGACUUCUCGUGGCUCUUGGGACUCUCAUCAGCGAUGAUUUGAAUGCUGUGGAAUUAGCCAGGUCCUUAGGGGUAGAUUCUCAAAUAAAAAGAUACGCCUCAGUAUCAGAGCCAGCUAAAGUGAGUGAAUGUUGUAGGCUUGUCCUUAAGUUGCUGUGAGCUGUUGUUUGUACCACAUGAGAUUCUACGGUUAUGCCUUGAGUAGUGCUUUUUUCCUCCAUAUUUUGCCUGACUAAAUAGAGUUGACAGAGUACCGUGGAAGAAAUAUCAACUCGAUAAGCUUGUUGAAUAGGGACAAAAAAUAAAAUGUUUUUGCACUGAUUGUAAACUGUGUGAUACUUUCCUGAAAAAUAGAGCUGAAAGAAUUUCAAGUGCAUAAAAACAAGCCAGUGUGAUGAACAUUUUUUGGACUAUAUGUGUAAAAAGCACUUUCCUUAUUGAAGAGUUGAAAGCACUGAUUUCUAGAGUUAAAGUUCCUGAUAUAAAUUAACUUGCUUUUGUCAUUAAUAUAGCAUGAAAGUGUGAUUGUUGUUAACACACCAUAAUUUCAAUGCACUUUAAGUUCGGUUGUAUUAGUUUCUCAAAAUAACAUUACUGAUCCAACUCAAGGUCUUGUGAGGAAUAAUGUUUGUUGAAUUCUUCUUUGUCACUUUUAGUAGUCUUGUAAGUAAUAUCUCUCUGAGGUUUAUUAUUUUUUUUCCAGAUUUUAAAAAACACCACCAACCCCCCCAAAGAAAAAAAUAGGCUAAGUGAAUAUACCACAGUGCACAUCAGUUCAACAGCCCUGAGUUUAGAAUUGAUGAUUUGAGUCCAGUGUUCCAGGAGUUUAUCUGCAGUUCAUUAUUUGGGCUACCUCCAUUUUUUUCUUUUCAAUUUUGGCCCUUAAGUUAGUAAAUUCAGAUUCCACGUUUAUUUUUACUAAGCAAAAUUUGGCAGUUUAUGGCAAGCAUCAAGAGUCCCAAAAGAUGUUUACUACGGAAACACACAUUUGUUACUUUUUCUAAUGGAAGCAUAUUCAAACGUAAUUACAAGCAAAUGCUGAAAGUGUUCAAAUUAACAGUUACAUCUUAAUACACUGCUAUACAAAAUGUCUACUGUUAGCAUUAAGUGUAAGACGAUUUACAUGUGCUUUGCACUGCUAUAUUGUUAGCCUAUGUAAUAUGCAAAAAUAAAAGUUUCCAUUAAUGAUCUCAAACUUUUCAAAAAUAUAAAUAAAGUGCCAUAAUACUGUUA
This is a messenger RNA of Ornithorhynchus anatinus (platypus), 3632 nucleotides long. It is a transcript of the gene PLAA, whose product is annotated as phospholipase A2 activating protein. Gene Ontology annotation, biological process: ubiquitin recycling; proteasome-mediated ubiquitin-dependent protein catabolic process. The coding region runs from base 237 to 2558 and encodes 773 amino acids. The record is from RefSeq and is a predicted model, not a curated record. Gene Ontology annotation, molecular function: ubiquitin binding. The transcript is spliced from 14 exons. Lineage: Eukaryota; Metazoa; Chordata; Mammalia; Monotremata; Ornithorhynchidae. Gene Ontology annotation, cellular component: nucleus; cytoplasm.